UUUUUUAAAGCUCCCAGAUUGAUUUCAAUAAACUACCAGAGUUGAGAACUGCUAGGUUUUAGGCAAUGUCCCUAAAUAACCAUUAAAGUCAGUUAUUUUUUGGGCAGAAGUGGUCCCAGAUAUCUCUCAAAGGGGUGUAUGCCAGGUAUAUUGGUCUUCUCCUUAUCAAGAGGGAUGUCAUGAUGGUGGUUGCCCAUUGCUGUGCUCUUUCCCCAUCCCAAGGCCUCAUUUAUCGCCAGUAAAGACCAAGCUUUCUCUUUUCCCACUAUGCUCCAAUACCUUCUCCUUCAAGAUAGUAGGCCAGAGGAAUUGCAUCAUUUGGAUUGGAGGGGGUCACGAUUUGCACACUCCCAGAUGACGCUGGCAUGAGAAUUGAGACAGGGCUCUUGUCUCCAGGUCUAGGACAUGUCUGGAAUGGUGGUCCAGAGGCCAGCUGAGGGGGUUGUGCAGGCUUUAGCUUCACAUCAUAGGAUGUGGGAACUUGGAGACCAGGUGUCUUUGGAACUGUCCCCCCUGCAGGCUUCCAGCAUCAUGUGGUAUGUCAGCACCCGGGGCAUGGCCCCACGGGUCAACUUUGAGGGAGCCCUCUUCUCUGGUUAUGCAUCAGAUGGGGGCCUCUUCAUGCCUGAGGAGCUCCCACAGCUGGACAAAGAGACCCUGUGUCAGUGGAGCAAGCUCUCCUAUCCUGGCCUGGUGAAGGAGCUGUGCACCCUCUUCAUCGGGCCUGAGCUCAUUCCAAGAGAUGACUUAAAUGAUCUUAUUGACCGAGCCUUCAGCAGAUUCCACCACAAAGAAGUGGUCCAUCUGUCUAGGUUGAAGAAUGGGCUGAACGUGUUGGAGCUGUGGCAUGGGGUCACGUAUGCAUUCAAGGACCUGUCCCUGUGCUGUACAGCACAGUUUCUGCAGUACUUCCUGGGGAAGAGGGAGAAGCACGUCACUGUGGUUGUAGGAACAUCUGGGGACACAGGGAGUGCUGCCAUUGAGAGUGUUCAAGGGGCAAAGAACGUGGACAUCAUCGUUCUGCUGCCCAAAGGUCACUGCUCUAAGAUUCAGGAGCUCCAGAUGACAACAGUGCUGAAGGAGAAUGUCCAUGUGUUUGGAGUGGAGGGAAACAGCGACGAGCUCGAUGAGCCGAUCAAGGCCGUGUUUGCUGACGUGGCUUUUGUCAAGAAGCACCAUUUGAUGAGCCUGAAUUCAAUCAACUGGUCCCGGGUCCUCGUGCAAAUGGCCCAUCACUUCUUUGCUUACUUCCGGUGUGCAUCCUCCUUGGACACACGCCCCCUGCCCGCUGUGGAGGUGGUUGUGCCAACGGGGGCUGCCGGUAACCUUGCAGCUGGGUGCAUUGCUCAGAAGAUGGGCCUGCCCAUCCGCCUGGUCGUGGCAGUGAACCGCAAUGACAUCAUCCACAGGACCGUCCAGCAUGGAGACUUUUCUCUGUCCGAGGCUGUCAAACCAACCUUGGCAUCAGCUAUGGACAUUCAGGUGCCAUACAACAUGGAAAGGAUCUUCUGGCUGCUCUCCGGCUCUGACAGCCAGGUGACGAGAGUCCUCAUGGAGCAGUUUGAAAGGACCCAAAGCCUGAAACUGCCCCAGGAACUGCACAGCAAGCUUUCAGAGGCAGUGACAUCUGAGUCAGUGUCAGACGAGGCCAUCACCCAGACCAUGGCCCGCUGCUGGGCCGAGAACCGGUACCUGCUGUGCCCCCACUCAGCCGUGGCCGUGAGCUGCCAUUACCAGCAGGUGGACAGGCAGCAGCCCAGCAGUGCUCCCCGGUGCUGCCUGGCCCCGGCCUCUGCGGCCAAGUUCCCGGAAGCUGUCCUGGCUGCCGGACUGUCCCCUGAGACUCCUGCAGACAUCCUAGCCCUGGAGCACAAGGAGACCCGCUGCACCCCUAUGAGGAGAGGCGACGACUGGACGCUGAUGCUUCGGGACACGAUUGAGGACCUGAGCCGGCGGUGGAGGGGUCAUGGCCUGAACUCCUCAGAAUAGCCAGGCUCUGUCUGGCUUCCCUUAGGCUUCAGGCCCCAGGGAGGUGCAGCUUCUGAGCUGCCUUGUGCACCUACUCCCCUUAAGAGUUGUAGUAGAAGGUUCUCGGGAGGCUCAGUGGGUCUGGAGCCAGCUGGUUUUGCUCUGUCCCUUGGCUGCUCUGGGCUCCGACCUGGCAGUGCUGUGCCUGGUCACCAGGGAGGCUGGGUGGGGGGUUGCGGAUGGUUGCUGGAAGUGCCCCCACCCCCUGCUGAACCAUGCCGCACGUGGAAGUUUCAGGGCCUGCAAAUGAAGAGCCCUGGGCACAGGAUCAGCCGCAGCUCCAGGGGCUUAGGACCCUAGCCCUGUGAAGGCGGGGGCCGCUCACCACCUCAAUGUAAGCCUGCAGCUCACAGUCUCUGAGCCUUAGUGGAUCUGGCCCCCAGACCAGAUCCAGAGAUCUCGGUCCACCUUAUCAGAGGCUUGCACCCUGUUAAAGUGUUGCGAACCCCUGGAAUAAAGCGCUUGUCCAGUGUGAUGGAGACACUGCACGUCCUGUGGGCACAUCCCUUCCCAGCCCUGGUGGCUGCUGAGUGGUGAUGCUGUGGUGUGUGCUGUGUCCACCUGCUGCACCAGCUGGGCCAAGCCUUGAGGGGCCGGCAGAGCAGACAGGGGCAGGUGGCCCUGGUGGUGGUGGUGUCCCUAGGGGUGGGAUCACCAGCUCGAGGCCCUGUGGGAAAGCAUGGGCACCAAUGUGCACACUGAGCCGGGUUGCCCUGUUGCUCGUAUAUCGAGUACACUGGCAGACCUGGUUAUUUAUAUUUCUGGGUUCAAGUCCUGUGUGGAGUGAGGAGAGUUUUAGGCAAACCCAGACACAUGAAUGUCAAUACAAACCUCAUGCUGUGGACCCUGGGGGUCCCUCUAGAAGGUGGGGGCGGAGAGGCAGGCAUAGGGAGGUGCUGUUGCCCACCCUAAGGGCUGCUGUGAAAUGCCCCAGUGGGCCUGGCUUCCAGAGCUCCCUUCCCCUGCCCUGAGGUCUAAAGACACUGGUCACGCAGGGCUGAUCUCUGCCUGGCUGUCCCCAUCAGAACAUGCCAGCCCUGCAUCUUUGUGGUGCCCAGAGACCGGAGGGAGAGGUCUGAGGGCACCUCUGCUUGAAAACUCACCACUGAGGCAUAACAUUCAGUACCAAGAGGGAAGGGGAAGAUGCUGGACCUGCAGCAAGAUGGAAGGAAUGACUGACUCCUUACAGGCCAUGGCUCUUGACAGUUUCUGAGACACUUUAAUAUCCACAGUAGCAGACACUGAUGGAGGCCCUGGGGCCACUUACCUGUUAGGUAUGAGAGGCUCAGUGCUUAGGGUUACCAUAUUGUCAGAGGCCCAUGGAAAUGUCUUAAUUUCUUUUAAAACUGAAAGAAAACAAUGAAUAUAAUCCAGCUUGGAUUACAUUCAUCUCUCUACCAACACAAUUGUACAAUAAAAUUUUUAAUAUUUUUUUUGUAAUUGAGAUUCUAUUGGUUGUGUUGAAGAUCAGUACAGACAUUUCAAUUUGUACACAAUUCUUAACAUACAUACCGAAAAUCUAAAAAGCCAUUUAUUUUCAUUCUUUUUAAAACAGUUAUUCCAGUGAUUUUCCAGCUUAAAAUUUGGAGACAAAUUUUCCUUAGGAGGAUAUCAAGUACCAGUAUCUUCAAAUGUUGAUAAGCUGUUACAUAAGUCCCACCAAUUCACAAUUUAUUAUCAUAUAUACUACAUACUCAAAUUUUCAAUCUUUCACAGCACAUUAACAAAGUUAUUAG
Messenger RNA from Microcebus murinus (gray mouse lemur), 3764 nucleotides. NCBI's taxonomy places the organism in Eukaryota, Metazoa, Chordata, Mammalia, Primates, Cheirogaleidae. The record is from RefSeq and is a predicted model, not a curated record.